Molecule: messenger RNA, 4181 nt
Organism: Zootoca vivipara (common lizard)
Lineage: Eukaryota; Metazoa; Chordata; Lepidosauria; Squamata; Lacertidae
Gene: TRIM45
Product: tripartite motif containing 45
Cellular component (GO): nucleoplasm
Molecular function (GO): zinc ion binding; protein binding; ubiquitin protein ligase activity
Source: RefSeq, a predicted model, not a curated record
GCGCCGCCACCCGCUCCCACAUUCUCCAGAGAUCUCUAGAGAUCCCCAGAUCGGCGGCGGCGCCGCGUUGCCAAGGCGCGCCUUGCCGUGCGUAAAGCAGGGCGCAGCUGCUCCAGCCCAGCGCGCUCCGUGUGUAACCAAGUGAACGGUUUCUCUUUCUAGAGGAGGGAAGCAAGGAAAGAAGGGAAGGAAAGGAAAGGAAAACGGGCAGCUGACGGGCCUGAAACCUCUCUGAGAAGCCCACGCCACUUUUCGAGAUGUCUAACACUCAGGGGUUACAAGAGGAGAUGACUAGCGUGCAGAAAGCCCUUCCUGAGGCAAAGGAAUGUUCUAGAAGCAAGUGCCCACUUUGCGCUCAGCUCUUCUCUGCCCCUAAAAUACUGCCUUGUUUACACACCUUCUGCACAGCUUGCCUGGAGCUAUUGGAGCCCUUUUCAGAUCUGGGCUUGCCAGGUGAAGACUCAGACUCUAGUUCAGAAGGCCCUUGUCUCCAGAGCUUCCGGCAGCCGCAGCCACCAUCGCCGCUGCUCAGCAUCCUCUGUCCUGUCUGUGAUGCUGAGGUGGAUUUGCCACCAGGAGGGAUCAAAGACCUGACCACCGAUCACAUGGCUCGGAAAGAGGUGCUGUUGGAGACCUUGCAGGGCGAAGGCCUUGGCUUAGCAUGUGACCUCUGCAUGGAUGGAGAAGCUGUGAAGCACUGCCAGGCCUGCCGGGUCUGCCUUUGCCAGUUUUGCUGCCAAGCUCACAAGAGGCAGAAGAAAACCGCUUCCCACCCUGUUGUGGAGCUGCAGGACUUGAAGGGCUACACCCACAUUGAGAAGCCCAUCCAGUGCCUUUUGCACCCUUCAGAGGAGCUGACGCUCUUCUGUGAGCAGUGCGACAUGUCUGUGUGCCAGGAGUGUGUGGUGGGUAAACACCGGCUGCAUCCCUACAAUUUCACCAGCAACGUUAUCCAUAAGCACGGAGACGCCAUUCGGGAGCUCUUGAAGAUCACUCAGCUGAACAUGAGAACUCUGGAAGGCGCGCUCAGCCGUAUUGAAGAGGUGGGCAGCGCCCUUAGCAGCCACGUAGAAGGCGUGGCUCGAGAGAUCUGCGCUUUUGCAGAUGGGUACGUGAAAGCCGUCGAAGAGCACCGAGACCGGCUGCUCAAGUCUCUGAAUGAGCUGAAGGUGCAAAAGGAGAGCCUGCUGCAUUUGCAGAAAGCCCAGCUGCUCCAGCUGUUCCUGGAUAUGCAGACAGGAGUGGAGUUUACCGAGCACCUGCUCACCAACGGCUCAGACGUUGAGAUCCUCCUUACCAAAGGGGUGGUGGAGAACCGGCUGAGCAAGCUAACCAACAUGGACUGCAAUACCCACCCUGUUGCAGACGACAGAAUCCACUUCUCUCCUCAAAAGAAGGCCGGCGUAUACCAUGGCUAUGAAAUCUUUGGGGCCGUUCUCAACAAAGCAGCUCAUCCAGCCAAGUGUGUCCUUCAAGGAGCAGAUCUCGGCAGCACUCAUCAGAACAAGCCUGCCGGCUUCACUCUGGUCUGCAAGGACGCUUCCGAUGAGCCGAUGGACAGAGGAGGGGAGCCCGUCCAGGUGUCCAUUUUCCAUAAAGACAGGAAGGAUUGCGUCAUCAAGGCCAGCGUAAGUGACAACCAAGAUGGGACAUACCAUAUUUCUUACAUCCCUGAGGAACCGGGCAAGUACAAGGUCUGCGUCUUUGUCAGAGGUCAACAUGUACAGGGCUCCCCCUUCACCAUGAUUGUAAAGAAGAAGUUCCGCCCACACCGAGGCGUCUUCCACUGCUGCACGUUCUGCUCUAGUGGGGGGCAGAAGGCUGCUCAGUGCGCUUGUGCAGGAGUCAUGCCUGGUGGCUAUCAGGGCUGUGGUCACGGACACAAGGGCCACCCUGGUGCUCCUCACUGGUCCUGCUGUGGCAGCGUAGCUGAAGCCUCCGAGUGCUCCAUUGUGCCGUCUGGUGAGACCUUGGGAAGGAGCCCACUUAGGACUGUGGUGCUCUAAAAGGGGCUUCUGGCAAGGCGUCAAGGCUUCAGCCCGCAAGGAGUUACUCAGCAGCACUAGCUGCCAGAGAAUUUCCUGGAUUGAGAAGAUGAGACAUGUCAAAAUAAAAAAAGUGCCUUCUAUCCCACCUUUGCACUGUUUGUGAGAAUUUGUGUGUGUGUGUGUGUGUGUGUGUGUGUGUGUGUGUGUGUGAUUGGGGCAAGCUCUGGGAAUUGUAUUACUGAAAAAAGUAGCUCAGUUGCUGGAACUAUGCCAGGAAGUGCAAUAUCCAGUAAAAGGUUUGUAUGUUUUCAAAAGCAUCAUUACACCCAAGGUCAAAUUUGAUGCGUGCCGAACCCUUUCGGAAACAGGAACAUAAGUUCUCCUGGGGAGAUCUUUGACCUCCCUCAGCCCACAUAAACAUGCAUAAGGCCCAAUCUGGCAGGAAAAUUUCUUUCUCCAGGGCAGGGCAGGCAAAGGCUUAGGCCAAAAUUGAUGAGGUUAUGGUACAUUAAUGCAGUUCUGUACACUUUUAAAACUCUGCAAAUAUCAGCUAUGAGGAUGAUAAACACAGGCUGUGGUGCAAAGGGGCAUCUUUCUCCCAUGCCAUUUCCUGGGAUGAAUACCAAGGGUUUCCCUCCUUCCUUGUCUGCAUCUUAGCCUACACUAUACAACGUCAUAUUUUCUGCACUGUGCUUUAACAGGUUGGAAACCCUGCUCCAAAUUAGUGCCUCCCCAACUGCCCAUCCUUGUUUUAUUUCGAGGCCAUCCAGAGUUCUCCCUUGUGAGAGGGAGUCCCAGCUGAGAAGCCCCCCCCCCUUUGCUCUAUAAUUGAAUGCAUCUGACUCCAAAUGGUGUGCUUAUUGGUAAGCUUUUCAGACUAGGUAUUUCCCUACACUCACAAAAUGUUCUGGGUAUGAAGGAAGUUGCCUCCAUGAGAUCUAGGUUGCUCACGGAAGAGAGUUUGGGGAACAAAGAAUGGUUGACCAUGGUGUGGGAAGGGGAACCCAAGGCAACCAGAGAUUUUAACCACAGGGUGAAAACAUGAUUUAGGUUUUCCCUCAACCCCACUUCAGCUAAAAUUCAGGACGCAACCCUUAAGAUAAUUUUUCAGUGGCAGUCAAACUUACAUCAUAGAACAACAUUGAAAUUGUGCUUCCCGUCCAAAGAGGAAUGGCAAACCAAGCUGAUGGACUAUGCUGAAAUGGCAAAACUAACUGGAAAACUCAGGAACCAAGAAGACAAAAAAAAUAAGAAAGAAUGGGAAUUUUUUAAUAAUUUAUUUAGGAGGCCACUGUAAGCAGACAAAAACAGUAGGAUUUUAAUAACACUUGUAACAAGUACUAUGCAGAAUAUGGACAGAUUUAAAAUUUGGAUAAUGAAAUAAUAUACCGUUGAAAACAUUGAGAAUCAGACCCAAGGAGGGGAUGGAGGGAAGUCUAGAAAUUCAGAGAAAUCUCUAAAUGUUGAUAUUUAUUUGGUAUUGUUAUAGCUCUCUACACUUGCAGAAUCAAAUAAAGAUUAUUUUCAAAUAAAUAAAAUUGUGCUGCAUGGUGGAUCAGACAUGAUAAACUGCUGUUCUUGAGCGCCCAAGGCAGCAUAGCAGGAAAGCUUGGCAAAACUGAACCAGUUUGAAAAAGUUUAUACCUGCUUUUCCAGCUCAUGUCACUCCAGUCCUCUGGUUUCCCACAUUAAUCUCUGGUGGGAUCUGCUGCAUCAGCAUAAGUAUCAGGAAUGAGAAGCAACUGCUGUCCUUUCCAGCUGUGCCCCAGAUUGCAGCCAGAUUUGCUUUGCUCCAUAGAAUUCAAUGGAGUCCACUGAGAUCCAAGCCAGCCCUUCUUCCCAUAGCCUUUCCCUUAUUUUCCUGUACAGGUCAUGUUCCUGUAGUUUGUAAUCCAUGAGAUUUGGGUGGAUUACUAAUUCAUUUCCAUUGUAUUUCCAGAAUGUAUUAAUUUGGAAAGAAAACACUCGUUUCCCAUCAAAGCCCUGAAGUGACCCCAUGUCAAAAAUAAAGACAUUUGCACACACUGUAUUAAUGCUGCAAGGGACUUUUUGAUGUGUUCUUAUGACCAACAGGUGGUUGAAGGAGCGAGCCGCAUUCCAGUGAGUGAGCCUGUCCCUGGCUAUAAUACUGGUGUUAGUCCUCUCACUGGUCAGAGCGGAAGCAGCUAAUGGGCAGAAGGAUUAGGAGAGGGA